This is a messenger RNA of Drosophila grimshawi, 14281 nucleotides long. It is a transcript of the gene kug, whose product is annotated as fat-like cadherin-related tumor suppressor homolog. The transcript is spliced from 22 exons. Gene Ontology annotation, molecular function: calcium ion binding. NCBI's taxonomy places the organism in Eukaryota, Metazoa, Arthropoda, Insecta, Diptera, Drosophilidae. The record is from RefSeq and is a predicted model, not a curated record. Gene Ontology annotation, biological process: homophilic cell-cell adhesion. Gene Ontology annotation, cellular component: plasma membrane. The coding region runs from base 108 to 14186 and encodes 4692 amino acids.
CAACCUCUGGCGCAGUUCAUCCGUUCGGUCGCAGGCCGCGGACGCAUUUAAAGAAAUUCAACGAAUUUUGAGUGAAGGAAUACCAUGUGGACAACAGCUAAUAGCUAAUGUUUAAUAUGCAUUUAAAUAAAUAUGCCCAAACUGUUAAAAGAAAAAAAGUUUAUUUACUUCAGUGGACUUCAAUAAUAAGUUGUAUUUGCCUAAUUCAACCUGCGCUGUCAACCGACGAUGGAAAUAGAGCGGCUCUUUCACAUCAUAGGACAAUUUUGGAUAACAAGCCGGACUUUAGCCACCAAGUCUACAAUGUUACAAUACCUGAAAACAGUCUUGGAAAAACAUACGCUAAAGGAGUACUACACGAAGAUUUGGCCGGAAUUUCGAUAAAUUCAAAUUACAAUAUCACAUACAGAAUAAUAAGUGGCGACAAAGAUAAGCUUUUUAAAGCUGAGGAAAGACUUGUGGGAAACUUUGCCUUUCUAAACAUUCGAACGCGAACUAGUAAUGUUGUUUUAAAUAGAGAAAAAACUGACGAAUACAUUCUAAAAAUACGAGCUCAUAUUAAUCACUCUCAUGGCAAAAACAUCUCUAGAUAUGAAACGGAAACAACGAUUCAUGUACAAGUUUUGGAUCGAAAUGACUUAAGUCCAUUAUUUUACCCAACUGAAUAUGCGGUAACUGUUCCUGAGGACACCCCAAAACAUCACAGUAUUCUAAAAGUUAUUGCAGAUGACGCUGACUUAGGUGUAAAUGGUGAAAUUUAUUAUAGUUUUUUAAUCGACAGCGAAAGUUUCGCAGUUCAUCCCACUACUGGCGAUAUUACCAUUCUGAAACAGCUUAAUUACGCAGAGAAUUCGCACUACGAGCUUACGGUUUUAGCUAAUGACAGGGGCUGUGCUAUUCACCAGCAGAAUCACCAGGCCAGCAAAGCGAAGGUGUCAAUAACUGUAAAACAGGUAAACUUAAAUGCACCCGAAAUUUAUGCAAAAACUUUUUCGAGUGUGAUACCAAAUUCCGGUGCUCUGAUUUACGGCAUAGUAAAGAUAAACGAUAAAGACAUUGGAAAAAAUGGAGAGAUAAGAAAAUUGGAAAUAACUGACGGAAACCCAGAUGGUACAUUUCAAUUACUUCCCGCAGAGGCAAAGGAUGAGUAUUACAUUGAACUAAAUAAGUUUGCGAGUUUAAAUGAACAGCAAUUUGCUUAUAACCUAACUCUACGAGCUGAAGACUUUGGCAUACCCUCCAGAUCUACUUUUAAAACAGUAACGAUACACAUACUUCCGGAAAUCAAAAAUGUUCCCAUAUUUACACAAGAAAUUUACGAAGUUUCGAUUCCGGAAACGGCGCCGGUUAACAUGCCAGUUAUAAGACUUAAAGUGAGCGAUCCUGAUUUGGGAAAAUAUGCCUUGGUAUAUUUAGAAGUUGUCGGUGGAAAUGAAGGCGGCGAGUUCCGUAUAAACCCCGAUUCUGGAAUGUUGUACACACAAAAGCGUCUCGAUGCCGAAACAAAAUCUAGUUACACAUUGACUGUGUCUGCCAUUGAUCAAGCGGACGUUGGAUCAAGGAAACAAUCGUCUGCCAAAGUAAAAAUUACUGUAGAAGAUAUGAACGAUAAUGACCCCAUUUUUGAGAACAUAAAUAGAAUUAUAUAUAUAAAUGAGAAUGAAUUAGCUGGCUCAAUUGUUACAAAGCUGACAGCAAAGGAUAAAGAUUCUGGUGAAAAUGCAUACAUAUCUUAUAGUAUAGCAAAUCUAAAUGAAGUUCCAUUUGAGAUUGACCACUUUUCUGGAGUUAUCAAAACCACUAACCUAAUUGAUUAUGAAACUAUGCGAAGAAACUACACCCUCCUCGUACGUGCAUCAGAUUGGGGACUGCCAUACAGAAGACAAACUGAAAUUGCAAUAGAUAUUAUUGUACAAAAUAUUAAUGACAAUAGACCACAAUUCGAGAGAGUUAACUGUUAUGGUAAAGUAAUCAAGUCCGCAUCAAUUGGAUCUGAAGUUUUUACUAUUUCCGCUAUUGAUCUUGACGUUGGAGAUGAAAUAUCAUAUCGAUCAAUAUCUGGAAAUGAGGAUGGUUGCUUUAAUUUAGAUUCAACCACCGGAACUAUCUCUAUUGGCUGCAAUUUAUUGGACGUUGGCAUUGACGAUCGAAUAAUAAGAGUAAUUUCUACAGAUGGGACACAUUUUUCAGAUGAGUUAAGUAUCAAUGUACAUCUUGGUCUGGAUCACUUAACGGAGCAGGGCAAUAUUUUGCACGGUUAUGGAUCGUUCGAAUGUCGAGAAACUGGUGUGGCUAGAAGACUCGCAGAAACAUUAGCACUAGCCGAAAAGAACAACGUAAGAAAUGUGUCGUACUCUGAAGUAAACAACUUGGCAUUGACACCAAGCAGAUAUGGGCAAAACAUUCAUAGACCUGAACUUUUAAAUUUUCCCCAAGAGCUUACGUUGAAUGAAAGUAUUCAAUUGGGUACAACGGUAGCUGUGAUCGAAGCUAGAGACCGAGACUUGGGAUAUAAUGGAAAACUAGUGUUUGCAAUUGCUGAUGGAGAUUUUGAUUCGGUAUUUCGCAUUGACCCAGACAGUGGCGAACUGCAGAUUAUUGGCUACUUAGAUAGAGAACGCCUUAGUGAAUAUAUUUUAAAUAUAACUGUCUAUGACCUUGGUCAUCCGGCGAAAUCGGAUUCUAAAAUUUUGCCCAUCACAAUAACAGAUGCAAACGAUAAUCCACCUGUUUUACAAAAAUCGCUAGCAACACUUCGUCUCACAGAAAAUGCUCCGAAAGGAAGUAUCGUUUAUUGUGCACAUGCAACGGAUGCAGACGUGGGAAUUAAUGCGGAAAUCACAUAUAGCCUAUCUGUUGAAUUUAAAGAAUUUACUAUAAAUAAAACUACAGGCUGCAUUGUGCUUAGUAAAUCAUUGGAUCGAGAGCACAAAGAUAAAUACGAAUUACAUAUAGUUGUAAAAGAUCGUGGAUCUCCAGUUUUAUCAACAGAAGCAAUUGUAUAUAUAUUAGUUGAUGAUGUAAACGACAAUGCCCCAAUAUUCGGAGUGCAGGAGUAUAUGUUCAAAGUUCGUGAAGAUGUCCCUCGUGGAACUGUGGUAGCGGUCAUCGAAGCAAUUGAUAAAGAUCUUGCCCAAAAUGCUGAAAUCCUUUUCUCACUCAAAGAGGAUACACAGGAAAAGAAUCUGUUUAAAAUUGAUAAACACUCUGGUGCUAUACGAACAGAAGGUUAUUUAGAUUAUGAAAACCGUCAAGUACAUAAUCUUGUGAUCAGCGCUAUUGACUGUGGAAUUCCAUCAUUAACUGCCGACAUGCCCAUAGUAAUUGAAAUUAUUGAUGUGAACGAAAAUCGAUUUGCUCCAGAGUUUGAAGACUUUGUUUUUGAAGGUAAGAUAAGAGAGAACAUGCCAAAAGGCACUUUGGUCAUGAAGAUCGCCGCUCGGGAUAUGGACGGCAUGGAUCUGAAUUCAAAAAUAUCGUAUUCAAUCACUGGUGGAGAUGGGCUUGGAAUAUUUUCUGUUAAUGAUCAGGGUUCCAUUCAUUCCUUAACUCAACUCGACGCGGAAUCUAAGAAUUUUUACUGGCUAACAUUAUGCGCUCAGGAUAACGCUAUAGUGCCAUUUAGCAAUUGUGUAAAGGUUUACAUUGAAGUUGAGAACGAAAACGACAACAUACCAUUAACAACCAAACCAGUAUAUUAUGUUAAUGUAACUGAAGGUAGCUCUGGAAAAAAUGAAAUAAUCCAACUGAAGGCAGUAGACCCUGACAUCGAUCCCUCUCAAAAGAUUACAUACAGUAUUAUUUCUGGAAAUUUGGUUGGAUAUUUCGACAUAGACCCUAAUACAGGUGUUCUAAAAACGACAGAACGGAAACUUGACAGAGAAAAUCAAGCAGAACAUAUUUUAGAGGUUUCUAUAUCUGAUAACGGAUCGCCUAUAUUGACGUCUACUACACGCGUUGUAGUGUCAGUAUUAGAUAUAAACGAUAAUAGUCCCGUCUUUGAUCAACGUGUUUACAAAGUUCAAGUCCCUUCUACGACAUAUAUCAACGAAUCUAUAUUUCAGGUUCACGCAAUUGACAACGAUGAUGGUGAAAAUGGUAGAAUAACAUAUUCAAUAAAAUCUGGAAAGAAAAAAAAUAAAUUUCGUAUCGACAGUUAUAGCGGUCAUAUUUUUAGUACAAAACCAUUAGAACCUGAUUCCGAAUUUGAAAUCAAUGUUAAGGCCGAAGACAAUGGAAUCCCCAAAAGAAGUCAAACUACUCUAGUUCAUUUUGGUGUCAUUCCUGUAUCUCCAAAUUCUCCAAACGCACCUUCAAUUAUGAAUAAAUCAAUAAAUAAUAUAGUAGAUUUGACGGAAAAUGAUAAGCCCGGUUUCUUAGUGACUCAAAUUCUGGCAGUUGAUGAAGAUAACGAUCAGCUAUGGUUCAAUAUAAGUGGUGGAAAUGAAGAAAACCAUUUUUAUAUUGGGAGAGAUUCCGGAAAUGUGCUGCUUUCGAAAUAUUUGGAUUACGAGACAGUGACAUCUUAUAAUCUAACUAUUAGUGUAACUGAUGGUUCAAAUAUAGUGUACACGUGGCUAUUCAUUCAAGUUGUCGAUACAAAUGACAAUGCUCCACAAUUUACGAAAGAGAUAUACCAUGUAAAUAUUUCUGAGAACAUUGAUGAAGAAUCUGUUAUUAUGCAACUACAUGCCACUGAUAGGGAUGAAGAUAAAAAGCUAUUUUACCAUCUACAUGCUACACAAGAUCCAUCAUCCUUAACACUGUUUCGUAUUGAUUCUAUAAGUGGUAACGUGAUAGUCACCCAGAAGCUGGAUUUUGAAAAGACAUCGCAGCAUAUACUAAUUGCUUUUGUUAAAGAUCAAGGAACACCAGGAAAGAGGAAUUACGCAAAAAUAAUAGUCAAUGUACAUGAUCACAAUGAUCAUUAUCCAGAGUUCACAAGAAAAAUUAUUCAAAGUAAAGCACCCGAAAGUGCAGCGAUUGGUUCGAAACUUGUUCAGGUUACAGCCAUUGACCGAGAUAGUGGCCAAAAUGCUGAAAUACAUUACUCGAUAAUUACCGGUAACGUGGGCAGUAUGUUUGAAAUCGAUCCCAAAUUUGGAAUUGUAUACUUGGCUGCCUCUUUGGACAUCAAUAAAAUGCAGGAGUACAUGUUGCAAAUAAAAGCUGUGGACCUUGGUCAUCCGCCAUUAUCGUCUCAAGUGCCUGUGCAUAUCAUUGUCACUAUGUCGGAUAACGAUCCUCCUAAGUUUUUUAACAACUUUGUUUCACUGGAAAUGUUCGAAAAUUUGGGCAUUGGAUCAUUUGUAACACAAGUUGAAGCUCGAUCGUCUUCAUCAGUUUUCUUCGAUAUCAUCGCUGGCAAUGUCAAUGAAAGCUUUCGGAUUAAUCCGUCUACUGGGGUUAUUGUUAUCAACUCCAAUGUCGAUUAUGAAAUAAACAGAAUGUUUAAUCUAACAAUCAAGGGAACUAACAUGGCAUCUGCGUUUUCCCAUCAAAAUGUGAUAGUGCACGUGUUGGACGUAAAUGACAAUGUACCGAAAUUUCUCCAAACUGAAUAUAUCGGAACUCUUUCAGAGUCCGCCAACUUGGGCUCUUAUGUACAAAAAGUUGAUGAAAAAAAACGUCAUUUAACUGUAAACGCAUUUGACGCAGACGUUGGAUUAAACGGAAUGUUGCAAUACAAAAUCCUUGAUGAUUUGGCGAAAAAUGUUUUUAAAAUUGAUUCCACAACAGGGGCGAUUGAAAUUUUACGCAGCUUGGAUUAUGAAAAGAAGUCAAAUUAUUCAUUUUUUGUGACGGUUAGUGACAUGGGUAAACCAAGCUUACAUUCGACUACAAAAGCUCACGUAGUAAUCCUCGUCACCAAUGUAAAUGAUUGCCCACCAGUAUUUAAGGAUAGAGAUCUUAACGUCACUUUGUUUCUACCAACGUUUGAAAAUGUAUUUGUUGCUCAUAUUGGUGCAAUUGAUGCAGAUAACGAUGUCAUUCGUUAUGAUAUUGUUGACGGAAACAACCCAGAAUGCUUUGAAAUACAUCCACUAACUGGCGUUUUAACGACAAGAAAUGCCGAAUUCUUAAACAGUGAAUAUAAUUUGCACGUCCGCGCCUCGGAUGGAUUGUACUCUACCAUUCUACUCGUAAAUAUCCAUAUUGAGGCAAUAGUGAAUUCAAAUUUCGUAUUUCAAAAAAAAAUAUACGAGUUUUCUGCUUUCGAAAAUACAACAAAAGUUACGACAAUAGGAUUGAUAAAUGUCAUUGGUAAUGCAUUGAAUGAAAAUGUGGAAUAUAGAAUUCUGAAUCCAACAGAAAUGUUUACAAUUGGAAUAACUUCUGGAGCUAUUAAAACUACUGGCAUAAUCUUUGACCGCGAAACACAAGAUAUGUAUAAGCUCUACUUUGAAGCAAAGUCAACCGUAUUUAGUGGAGACAACAUUAGUACUCGUAGAGCACUUACUUCAGUGUAUAUUUCUGUGCUAGACAUAAAUGAUAAUUGUCCAAUGUUUGUCAACAUGCCGUAUUACGCUUCUGUAUCUGUUGGCUUCACGAAAGGAACCAUUAUAUUGAAGGUGAAAGCAAUAGACUUGGACAGUGCAGAGAAUGGAGAAGUUCGGUAUGAACUGAAAAAGGGAAACGGUGAACUUUUUAAAAUAGAUAGAAAGACUGGCGAGCUGUCAAUCAAACAAACAAUUGAAGGCCAUAACCGCAAAUACGAUUUAACAGUUGCAGCAUGCGAUGGUGCUGUAAUUUCAUGCUGUACCGAAGUUCCGGUUCAAAUAAAGGUGAUUGAUCGUUCAAUGCCAGUAUUUGAAAAACAGUUUUAUUCUGUGAGCGUGAAGGAAGACGUUGAAAUGUAUUCUGCCCUGUUUAUAUCUAUCCAAGCCGAGAGUCCAUUGAAAAGGAAACUGAUUUAUACAAUAUCAAGUGAUGAUUCAGAACAAUAUUUUGAAAUUGAUUAUAGAACAGGGUCCUUGUGUGUGGUAAACGAACUAGACUAUGAGGAGAAAAAUGCCCACGAGAUAUCAAUCCGUGCUACUGAUAGCAUUUCAGGCAUUUACGCAGAUGUUUUGUUAUCCAUUACAGUAAUUGAUGUAAACGAUUGUUAUCCAGAAAUUGAAAGUGAUAAUUACAAUAUUACCUUACCGGAAAAUACGCCAUUUGGAUCACAAAUAUUACAAAUAAACGCAACUGAUUUAGAUUCUGGUGCAAAUGGAAAAUUAUCAUAUUUCAUUGAAUCCAUUGAUGGUCGCAAUGAUUCCGAUACUUUUUACAUUGAUGUUAGUGAAGGCUCCUUGUAUCUAAAAACACCGUUGGACUAUGAGCUAAAGCGUUAUCACCACGUUGUUGUGCACGUUAAAGACCAUGGCUCUACGCCACUAACUUCGAAAUGCAAUGUCUUUAUUACAGUUAAAGAUCUCAAUGAUAACUCACCGCAAUUUAUCGAGCCAUCUUUCAAUACAAAGUUAUCAGUAGCAGCGACUCGAGGUCAAUUUGUUGCAUUGCCUAGGGCUUUCGACAAUGAUACAUCCGACAUUGAUUUUUUGCAAUACCAAAUUGUUGACGGAAACGAUUUACAAACGUACAGCAUCGAAAAGCAAACUGGAGUUAUUUCACUUCAAAAUAUGUUGAAUUUCACCGACAAACCUAAUACAAUUUUAAAUAUAUCUAUUUCUGAUGGAGUUCACACAAGCUUUGCACGGUUAAAAAUUACAUUAGUUCCAGAAAAUGUACACAGUCCGCAGUUUGAGAACAUAGUUUAUAAGGCAACGAUAAUGGAAAACCUGGCGCAUGGACAUGAAGUAAUCACUGUUAAAGCAGUUGACGAUGAUUUUGGUCAGUAUGCCAGUCUCUACUACGAAAUUGUAUCUGAGGAAAUGAAGCAGUAUUUUGAAAUCAACCGUAAUACUGGUUUAAUUACAUCGAAAGUAUCAUUUGAUCGAGAAAUUAAAGAUGAGUACGUGCUACAAUUAAAGGCAAUUGAUGGCGGAAGUAAAUUUGGUUUUGCUUCAUUAAGAGUGACUAUUGAAGAUGCUAAUGAUAAUAGCCCACAUUUCUUUUUAAAAGAGUACAGAAUGGUAGUAAGCUCUUCUAAUAAUCCCAAUGAAACCAUAUUGACCGUUAAUGCUAUGGAUAAAGACUUGAAUGCAAAUGGCGUUGUAAAAUAUACUAUUGUGCCGCACUCAAUGGAACCCAAUUUACGAAACAAAAUUCAUUUGAAUGAAAGUAAUGGUGACAUCGUUCUCAUAAGUGAUCCAAAACAUUUUGAAAAAGGCGUUUUUCAAUUUUUUAUUCGAGCCUUUGAUUCAGGAGAGACAUCAUUGCAUACCGACAUUCCAGUGACUCUUGAAAUAGUAGAUUCUGAUGUAAUAAUUCCAACUUUUGAAAAAAAGGACAUCAAUCUCAAAGUUAUAGAGUCUACAUCUCCGGGAACGGUGUUAACAAAACUACAUGUGUAUGGAAAUUAUUCGUUAAAAUUGUCAAUUUCUGAAGAGAGCUCAAUUUUUGCUAUAUCUGAAAAUGGAGAAUUGAUUCUGAUGCAAACUUUGGAUCGUGAACAAAAUGACUCACAUUAUUUAGUUAUCGUGGCCGAAACCGCUACCCUACCUGUUCUUUUUGCAUAUGCUGAAGUAUACAUACAUGUUACAGAUGAAAACGAUAAUUACCCGAAAUUUGAUAAUACAAUUUACAGUUGUGAGGUAGCGGAAAAUACAGAAAAAGUCGCAUCUAUACUUAAAGUAACGGCAACUGAUGCAGACACAGGAUCGAAUGGUGAUGUACGUUACUACUUUGAUGAGGAAUCAAAUGGUAUACGAAGUAUUUUUGACAUCGACAUAUAUACCGGCUGGAUCACCCUUUUGUCAUCCUUAGAUCGAGAAGUGCAAUCAGAAUAUAAUUUAAAAGUAAUUGCCACUGACAAUGGUCACCCCAAACAUGACUCAAAAGUUCCAGUGUCUAUUAAAAUUAUCGACUACAACGAUAACGGGCCGCAAUUCAAGUUACCCAUGGAUCACAUUUACAUUUCAGAAACAGCGCUUCCAGGCACUGUAUUAGUAAAUUUGUUGCUUAUAGACCCGGACAUAGAAAAGCAAACUUUGGACUAUUACAUAAUUUCUGGAGAUAGACAGUCUCAAUUUCAAAUUGGCAAAACAGGAGAAUUGUUUAUAUCAAGACCUCUGGAUCGAGAGGAAGUAUCAUUUUACAACCUGAGCAUCUUAGCCACUGAUGGAAAGUUCACAACGGAGUCGAAUGUUCACGUGCACAUAAAAGAUGUAAAUGAUAAUAUGCCAUACUGCUUAAAGCCUCGUUACCACAUCACAGUCGAUGAAUCUACACCAAUUGGGUCAACCAUAGUUGAAGUUAAAGCAAUAGAUUUAGAUUCCAGCGAUUUUAAGCUACGUUAUUACAUGUCCGGAAAGGGGUCCGAUGACUUUGUUAUUGGUAAGGACAGUGGAGUAUUAAAAGUAGCAAAGACUCUUGACCGAGAAAAAAUCGCAAAAUAUAAAUUAUAUGCUCACGUUCAGGAUGGCAAAGAAUUCAUAAGAGAGUGUGUUUCUGAAAUAAUCAUUACCGUAAAUGAUAUCAAUGACAAUGCGCCAAUUUUCUCUCUGACCAAUUAUCGAGUAAGCAUACAAGAAGAUGCUCAACUGCAAACACUGGUGACAAAGGUACACGCUACUGAUAAAGAUUUUGGUAUGAAUCGAAAAAUCAAGUACUCUUUAACAGGAACAAAUAGUGAUUAUUUUGGAAUUUCCAAAUCUACCGGAAUUAUAAAAUUAGAAAAAAACCUUGACCGUGAAACAAUUUCGUUAUAUAAUUUCACAGUUAAAGUGGAAGAUUUUGGUAAACCAAUUUUGUCUUCAGUUGCAAAUAUUGUUAUUAAUAUUUUGGAUAUAAACGACAAUCCACCAGAAUUCAGCUUACGACAAUACAAAAGUCACAUGUAUGAAAAUGUCACACGAGGGUCUGAAGUUUGUAAAAUUCAUGCUACAUCCAAAGACAUUGGCGUAAAUGCUGAAAUUUUAUAUUAUAUAAUUAGUGGCAAUGAACAACAAAAAUUUAAUAUUAAUUCAAGUACAGGCGUAUUAUGGGUAAAUGGAACAGUUGACUAUGAAAAAUCAAAAUUUUAUUUUCUCACCGUUCAAGCCAUUGACGGAGGCAGUCCGCCAUUUAGCAACAUUGCUUAUGUAAAUAUAACUAUAGAGGAUGUUAAUGACAACACGCCAACAUUUACGCAAAAUAUUUAUCGAACCAGUGUGCGGGAAGAUAUUUCAGUCAAUCUUCCAAUAAUAGAUGUGAAAGCCACAGAUGAGGACUCUAACCUGAAUGGAAUUAUCAAAUAUAACAUCGUCAAGGGUGAUAGCUUGAGUCAAUUUCGGAUAAAUCACAGCAAUGGAACAAUAAGCUUAGCAAGGCCACUUGAUCGCGAAACAAUUUCGGACUAUGUAUUGGAAGUGCAAGCCUGUGAUUUUGGGAUUCCCGAGCGAUGCAAUAGUGUACAAGUCAAUAUUUGUAUUCUGGAUGCAAAUGAUAACGCUCCAAUAUUCUCGCAGACAAAUUAUAGCAUAGUUUUACAAGAGAAUCGACCAUUGGGCUAUGUUUUCAUCAAAUUUGAUGUGUCUGAUGCGGAUGAAGAGCCGAAUUCUACUCCCUAUACGUACGAUAUACGUUCUGGAAAUGAGGGUGGGCUUUUUCGGUUGGAGCAAGAUGGUUCUCUUAGCACCGCAUCCCGAUUCAAUCACAAAUUGCGAGAUGAAUUUAUAAUUCAAAUACGAGUAUUUGAUAAUGGAACGCCCCCACAAUACUCGGAUACUUGGGUAACGAUAAAAAUAAUUGAGGAAAGUCAAUACCCUCCUAUUUUAACACCCUUAGAUAUUACUGUUAACUCAUUUGAAGAUGAAUUUGCUUCAGCAUUCCUGGGAAAAGUUUAUGCGUCUGACCAAGAUCAAUAUGAUGAACUUACAUUUAGUCUGGCUACAACGAUUGAAGAAACUUAUGAAACUUCAAAAUUAUUUAGAAUCACGAAUAAAUCAGGGGAAAUAUAUUCAAUUUCCAACCUUGAUAUAGGUUUGUAUAAGCUAAAUGUGUCCGUGACUGAUGGAAAGUUUACCGUCUAUACCACUGUUAAAAUCAAUGUUGAACUUAUAUCGACGAAUAUGGUCAGAGAAGCCACAGUAAUCAGAUUCAGUAAAAUAGCAGCAUCCGAUUUUCUGUUGAGUCACAGGAAGGGAUUCAUUCGUGCCAUACGAAAUGUGAUGAGAUGUCGGCAAAAAGAUGUGAUUCUUAUAUCGUUACAAGUGCAAGUUCCAAACUCGCUGGAAAAACGAGUAAAGCGUUCAACGGAUUUAAAUUUAAAUGUUGUUUUUGCCGUGCGCAAACAACAAAUAAUACCAAGUUCUGAUGAAUUUUUUAGUAGUGACGAGAUUCGUUUAUCCGUUAUCAGUAAGGAACUUGAAAUUGAAAACGAUACUAACCUGAUCAUUGAAGAAAUAUUUUCAAGUUAUUGUCAAAACAAAGUAAACACUUGUGUUCAUGGAGUCUGCAAGCAAUUUAUAAGUCUCGAACAAAACAAUAUAACGACGAUAUACACAGAUGUGAUAAGUUUCGCUGCGCCCUCGUAUAGUUUGAUUAACAAAUGUGUUUGCAAGCCUGGAUUUGAUGGAAAAGACUGUAAUGAAACAGUAAAUGCGUGCUCUUCCGAACCGUGUCCACCUCAGAGAAAUUGUCUGCCAUCAGAAUCUGAAACUAGAUAUCAAUGUGUGUGCCCAAAGGGAUACUCAGGCUCAUUCUGCGAAAUAAAAUCUUCAAAGUGUGUGAAUGGAUCAUGUGAUGCAUUUUCAUCAACUGCAGUCUCAUUUGGCGGCAAAAGUUAUGCCCAUUACAAAAUCAAUAAAGCAAAGGCCAAAAAUAUUUUGGAAAAUCAAUUUGCCUACUCUCUACAAAUAAGGACAGUGCAACAAAGCGGUACCCUCUUAUAUGCGAGCGGAAAAGUUGACUACAAUGUGUUGGAACUUGUCAACGGAGCUGUAAAAUACAAAUUUGAUUUGGGAUCAGGAGAAGGUGUUGUAAGCGUAUCAAGCAUUUAUAUUUCGGACGGCGCGUGGCAUACGAUCACCUUGGAACGCACUCUUAACAGUGCCAAAUUAACUGUAGAUCAUAAGCAUGUUUCCCAAGGCAGUGCUCCUGGAGUCAAUGGCAUAUUAAAUAUUCAAUCAAAUGAUAUCUUCGUUGGAGCUGAAGUUCGUCCACAUCCAUCGAUUAUUGGCUAUGAAGAUAUUCAACGUGGCUUUAUUGGGUGCAUGGCGAACAUUAAAAUUGCUCUGGAGCCCUUACCUCUAUACAUUUCUGGAGGUAGUACAAUUGCCGCAUUGAAAAGAUUUACAAAUGUAGAGUUUAAAUGUGAUCCCGCAAACGUUCUUGUGAAUUUGGGAGUUUGCGGUACGCAACCAUGCCUAAAUAGUGGCAUUUGUAUGGAUAUGGGAAAUAAUAUUUUCAAGUGCAUUUGCCACGCGCGUUUUUCUGGUGAACUGUGUGAAAUUGACUUAGACCCUUGUUCGUCAGCGCCGUGUUUAUUUGGAGGCCGCUGUGAUAAUCAUGAACCAAAUAAUUAUACAUGCAAUUGCCCGAUACAUUUGUCUGGAAGAAGAUGUGAAUAUGGAAAAUUUUGUACCCCAAAUCCUUGCAAAAAUGGCGGAAUAUGUGAAGAAGGCGACGGAGUGUCACAUUGCAUGUGCCGAGGUUUUACCGGAGCAAAUUGUGAAAUCGACGUGAAUGAAUGCGAAAAUCAACCUUGCGGAAAUGGGGCAACUUGUAUAAAUGAGGCUGGGAGCUUUCGAUGCAUAUGUCCUUCAUUUCUUACUGGCGCAAGCUGUGGAGACCCUCUAUAUUCAAAUUCAAUUAGUACAAAAUUGAAAAACUUUUCAAUGGAGCACAUUAGUGGCAUAAUAUCGGGAAUAGCAAUUGUACUCAUUAUCAUCAUAAUAUUACUUUGUUGUUUUGCUUUUAAAAGAAAGUCAUCUAUAAGCACUAGAAAUCGAAAUGAAAAAUUCAAAAAUAAACAUUCAGUCAAGCAAGCAAAUCUAAACUCCCUGCUUGAUAAGGAUAAUCUUUGCAAAUCGAAUGCUAAAAUAAGCAAUUUGGAAAUAAGCCAACGACCAAUAAGCUAUUCGCCGCCAAUAAACGAUAGCCUAUUUAUAAGUAACACAACCUUUGUAAAUAAUCUGGAUAUUUUACGAAGUUACGGGUCCGCUGGUGAUGACCUGGAAAAUAUACCUUUCGAGUAUCAAAAAGUUAAUCGAACUAACCAACAUGUUAAUAUAAAUGCAAGCAAUCUGAUCGAUGGAGACAAUGGAGGACAUAAGCAGGAGUGGUGUGAACAGAUGCAUUUGAAAACCUUCAAUGAGAAUAAGCUAAAUAACGAGCGAAGAAUAGACUAUGGCUUUCCAAUUAACCGCCUCUCAAGCGGAAAACUAAUUCAGGUUGCAAUGCCUAACGUGUGUCAUUCUACAUCAAAUGCAAAUUUUGUUGAUUCUUCCGUGGGCAACGGUCAAUAUCACUGGGACUGUUCAGAUUGGGUACGCAAGAGCCAGAACCCAUUGCCGGAUAUAACAGAAGUUCCUGGUGCAGAAAUCGCUGACUCAUCGAGCUUCCAUAGUAAUGAUAGUAACGAGUCUAAAUCUAAGCGGAAAUAUUUAGUUCAUGUGGAAGAUAUCGAUCCAACUAGAGAUAUAGUUGCUCUAAAUGAAGACAUGGUAUUUGAAUAUGUGGAUUCUGAGAUAGAAAGUUGUAUUCAACCAUUUAUGCCGAAUUUAAACAAUGAAUCCCGUUCAAGACUAAGUUCUUUUAAUAAAAGCGAGAAUGAAGACUACAAACUAAAUACAGUGCCUUUCCAAUCAAAAUCAAAUCGAUUACGCAAAGUAUAUUUACGACAUCCUGAUUCAUAUUUACCGACGAUACAUACUCCUAGUGACACGGAGGCGGAAAGCUCUAAUACCGAAGCCCCAAUGCUGAAAAAAGACUUAUCAAGUAGAAGAGCAAUAAGCGGAAAUUCGGAGGAAAUAUAUCUGUUUCCAUAUGCAGCUGGAAAAACUGGUUCAGACAGCAAUAUCUCUGUUCGACUUUGUGAAAUUGAAGAUUCAGAAUUAGAAGACUUUCUUCCGCUUCAAGGGAAAUAUAGUAGUGAAUGACAUAUUAAUUGUAUAAAAUCAUAGAUCUUAACUUCGGCCAUGACUCUGUUUCUUUUUCUACUGAUUUUAUAUAAAAUAAAACUAAUUAAGUAUAA